GUGCCGGAAGUGGGCUGACACACAGUGGCCGCAGGAAUCUGUUAGGGAACCUCGGGAAGUUUCUCCGUGUUCGGGAUAACGAUGGACACACAGAAGGACGUUCAACCCCCAAAACAGCAGCCAAUGAUAUAUAUCUGUGGAGAAUGUCACACAGAAAAUGAAAUAAAAUCAAGGGAUCCCAUCCGAUGCAGAGAAUGUGGGUACAGAAUAAUGUACAAGAAAAGAACUAAAAGAUUGGUGGUUUUUGAUGCUCGAUGAAACGUGAAAUUCAGAGGAAUAUCUUCAUUUGGAUUUGCUGUUGAUAUUGUAUAGCUUUUGAUUUGUGUACUUUAAGAAUACAGCUGUGUAUCAUGAUUUCAUUUUAAAAACCGUAUUGUAUUUAGGGGUCUAUUAAUAGUUUAAUAUAAAGGUAUUUUUGGUUCA
Messenger RNA from Phacochoerus africanus (Common warthog), 423 nucleotides. RefSeq names its product RNA polymerase II, I and III subunit K (gene POLR2K). Gene Ontology annotation, biological process: DNA-templated transcription. NCBI's taxonomy places the organism in Eukaryota, Metazoa, Chordata, Mammalia, Artiodactyla, Suidae. Gene Ontology annotation, molecular function: zinc ion binding; DNA-directed RNA polymerase activity; DNA binding. The coding region runs from base 82 to 258 and encodes 58 amino acids. The record is from RefSeq and is a predicted model, not a curated record. Gene Ontology annotation, cellular component: RNA polymerase I complex; RNA polymerase II, core complex; RNA polymerase III complex. The transcript is spliced from 4 exons.